This is a messenger RNA of Monoraphidium neglectum, 2316 nucleotides long. RefSeq lists its product as hypothetical. The transcript has a single exon. NCBI's taxonomy places the organism in Eukaryota, Viridiplantae, Chlorophyta, Chlorophyceae, Sphaeropleales, Selenastraceae. Bases 1 to 2316 code for a protein of 771 amino acids. The record is from RefSeq and is a predicted model, not a curated record.
AUGCUGGCCGCUGUGGCGCCUGACCCAGCCACCAUGCAGGGCUGGCUGCUUGGUGAUGCAGGCAAGGCCCGACGCAGCGACGCGGGCAUCAACCACGCCAGCUGCCAGCAGGAUUCAAGACGUGAGCAGCAGCAGCAGCAGCAGCAGCAGCAGCAACAGCAACAACAGCAGCAGCAGCAGCAGCAGCAGCAGCAGCAGCAGCAGCAGCAGCGCCUGUACCGGCCCUGGCGCGCAGGAAGUGGCGCACUUGCGUCGGCCGCCUCAAGCCCGGAGUGCAGCUACGCCGGAGAUUAUGUGCCGCAGCCAGCGCAGCCGGUGCUGCAGAUUGCUCACAUGCGCACCGGUGCCACCAUGAGUAUGAGCGCUGGCGCUGCAGUGCCAAGCUUUGUCAACCGCAGCAACGGCAGCAGCCCGCCACUCGUCCGCGGGGCGCGCAGCGCGCCUGGCGCUGUCGCUUGCCUUCAGGGCCGUGCGUCUGCGUCAGCGCACGCUGCGCUCGGCAGCUUCAUGGCCCCCAAGACCGCAGCACAUUGUAUGGAGCCUCCACCCCUGCAGCCGGUGCAGGUGGUUGAGCCUGCCAGCAGCUCAAGCCCACCAACACGCGGGGCAGCAACUGGUUUGAUAGCUGCGUCAUCGCUGGACGAGGCGGCCAUUGAGGAGCAGCAUGUGCAGCGGGGGCUCGACAACUGCGCCCCAGCCGCUGCGGCCGAACACGGCAGCGGCGUGACGCCUAGCGCAAGCGAGGCGGCGAUCAGGCCCGCAGGGCAGAGGUUAGGGGUGGCAGAGGGCUUCGCUGAGCUGCAGCGCAAGGAGCAGCAGCGCCAGCAGCAGGAGCCGGAGUGCGAGCAGCACGAGGCGCGCAAGUUUGCUGCCCUGCACGCAGCGACCAGCACUGGCCCUGUGCCGCUGCCCGCCUGGUGUGCGCCUGGCGACGGCAUCCCUGCAGCGGCGAAAGGCACCGAGGCGUGCGCGGCCCUGAGUCCACCGGACAGCUGCGGCGGCACUGGCGCGGGCGCCGGUGCGGGCGGCACAGAUGGUGGGCCCAUAUCGCACAGCGUGAUCCCGGCCACAGCCUCUCUGGAGAUGGCCGCUCGUGGUGCACUAGUUGAGCAGAUUGUGCUGGGCAGCGGCAGAGGCGUUGCCGCUGGGGGUCGUGACGCAGUGGCGGCGCCUUGCCUAGAGCCUGUGGCUGCCUCCCUUGAGCGGCCUGAGCGCGCCGCGGCAGCCGAACAGCCCGCGCUGGGGAAUGGCAGCGCCAACGUCUGCGCCGCAGGUGAAGGCAGCGGCGCAAACGCGGCCUUGCCUCUGGCAGUUGCCGCAACUGCCUCCCCCCAUGUCUCGGAGGCGGCAGCACAGGGCGGCAGCGGCAGCGGGGCCAAGGUGCUAGACAGCAGCGGCGAGGAGCGGCCAGGGCACGUUGACGUGCGGCCAAUUUUGGAGGAAUGGGCAGAGGAGGCCCGCGGCGCGGCGGCGCAGUCGGGGCCGUUUGCCUCCGUUGGGACCCCUGCUGGCUUGGGGCCCGGUGGCGGCGAUGGCAGCAGCGACGGCGGUGAGCUCAGGGUGCAUGCGGAGGGGACUGAGGCGCAGGCACACGCGGUGAAGCAGGUUUGGCAGCAGGCUGGUCGGGACAAGGUCAGCUUGGCUGACGAGCGCAUGAGCAAGGGUGGGACGAGGCAGGUGCAGGUGCAGGGGGAGCUUAAGGUGCAGCAGCACGAGGAGGAGGGGCAGCGCGUCGAUGAUGAGAUGCAGGAGCCGGUGCCAAGCCCGCACCGCGGCGGAGGGGAGCAGCUGCAGCUUGCCGGCCUGCCUUCACCCGUGGGCGACGGCGACCUGGCGGCGCCUGUGGUGGCUGCAGCGGCCGCCAUCGAGGCUCCGAGGUUGCCGCAGCAUGCUGCGCUUGAGCUGCCGUCAGACGACGCUGACAACAAGGCUGAUGGCGGCUGCAAGCCUUCCAGCACUGGCAACAAGGACGACGCCCGCAUCGGCGGCGGCUUCAGCGGCUCAAUGCAGUGCACCGCCGUGGCCGGCGGCGUUUGCGAUGUCGUCGGGCAGCAGGCAGAGGCGGAGACGGCCAAGGGGCGGCUGGGCAAGCGCACACGGCGGGAGAUGGAGGAGGAGGUGCUGCGGGGCUGGGCGGAACCUGGGGCUGCCACGCGGCGCGCGCGCAUGCUGGAAAUCCUGCGGAGCGGCGGAGGGGCGGCCGCGGCGCUGGCGGCGUGGUCGGGGCGCGAGGAGGGGCGUGCGCCGGCGCGGCUUGCGGCGUUCGACCAUGCGUGCAUGUUCCUUGGCGUGUGCAGGCAGCAGGCGGAGGCGUGA